CCGGAGGGCCGCCCCUGCUGAGGGUCUUCGGGCGGGCUACGAGCGAUCUCGCCGGGCCAUGGGACUUGCAGCCCUUGCCCCAGGUAGGCUGAGCCUCGGCCUGAAGUAGCCUCUGCCUCUCCAGCAGCAGGUGACAGUUUCUUAAGGGAAUUUCACACCCACUGUUAAAGGGAAAAGGAAACAGUCAGAGGAGGGUGAUCCUCAGGACCCCCCUGUGUCCCCGAAACCUGAUGGUGAAAAGAGCAGGAGCCACAGCCCCAUCCAUCUGGAGGACUCCCCUGAGGCAGGCGGGGAGCGGGAGGAGGAGCAGGCCUUCCUGGUCAGCCUCUACAAGUUCAUGAAGGAGCGACACACGCCCAUCGAGAGGGUGCCCCAUCUCGGCUUCAAGCAGAUUAACCUGUGGAAGAUUUACAAGGCAGUGGAGAAACUGGGGGCCUACGAGCUGGUAACUGGCCGCCGCCUUUGGAAGAACGUGUACGACGAGCUGGGGGGCAGCCCGGGCAGCACGAGUGCGGCCACAUGCACGCGCCGCCACUAUGAGAGGUUGGUCCUCCCUUAUGUGCGGCACCUAAAGGGGGAGGAUGACAAGCCACUGCCCCCCUCCAAGCCUAGGAAACAAUACAAGAUGGCCAAGGAGUCACGGGGGGAUGAUGGGGCCACAGAGAGGCCGAAGAAGGCCAAGGAGGAGAGGCAAGUGGACCAGAUGAUGCCAGGAAAGACCAAAACAGAUGCCACUGACCUGCCACAGCUUCCCAACCAGGGCCCCCCCAGGGACAGCACGAAACCACUGGGCCCAGAUUCUGGGCCCUCUCUGCCCUUUGUGGGUGCCAGUGGCUGCCCUGAGGCCUACAAGCAGCUCCUGUCCAGCUUCUAUUGCAAAGGGACACAUGGCAUCAUGUCACCACUGGCGAAAAAGAAGCUCCUGGCCCAGGUCAGCAAGGCAGAGGCCUUGCAGUGCCGGGAGGAGGGCUGUCACCAUGGAGUGGGUGGCCCCAACAGGGAGUCCCCAGAGAGUCCCCGGAGCCCAAGAAGGCUGGCUGAGAACUCGGGGCACCUGCUGACCCCUCAGGAGGGAUUGCAGGCCCCUGGGGGCAGCAUCAGAGUGGAGGCUCAGGUGGGCCCCUGCCCGGCAGCCUCCAUCUUCACAGGCUGUUUCCAUGCCUACCCCACUGAAGUGCUAAAGCCCAUCAGUCAGCACCCCCGGGACUUCUUCUGCAGUUUUAAAGAUGGGGUGCUGGGGCCUCCUGGCAAAGAGGAAGGGCUGCAAGCCAAGGAGCCCCAGCUGGUGUGGGGUGGGGAUGCCAGCCGCCCCUCUGCAUUCCAUAAAGGUGGCUCCAGAAAGAGCAGCUUCUACCCUAAGCCCAAAGCCUGCUGGGUGUCUCCCAUGGCUAAGGGCCCUGCUGAGAGUCCCGUGCCCCCGUCCACCCUCCACAGCAGUCCAGGCCUCAGUAACAAGCGCAGCCUGGAAGAAGAGGGCUUUGCCCACAGUGGCAAAAAACUGCGGGCAGUAUCUCCUUUUCUGAAGGAGGUGGAUGCCAAGGAAUGUGGGGCCAAACCACCAGCUCCUGGCCUGGCUGUCUCCUGCCUGCUUGGCCCAGCCCUGGGGCCUGCUGCCCCGGAAGCCUACAGAGGCACUAUGCUGCGCUGCCCACUCAACUUUACCAGUGCCGCAGACCCUUUGAAGGGCCAAGCUGCACUCCCCUUCAGUCCUCUGGUCAUCCCAGCCUUCCCAGCCCACUUCCUGGCCACUACAGGCCCCUCACCCAUGGCCACUGGCCUGAUGCACUUCCCCCCCACAUCCUUCGACAGUGCCCUCAGCCACAGACUCGGCCCCACUUCCUCUGCCUGGCACAUACCACCUGUCACAACCUAUGCAGCGCCCCACUUCUCCUUCCACCUCAACACUAAGCUGUAGGUUGGAGCCUGCAACAUUGUGCUGUGUUGUGGAGGGUCUGAGGCAGUCUGAGACAGGCAGGCACUGCUGGGGACCCUAGCCUGGAACCCACCACCCAGGAUGCUUGGGUUGGGCAGCCUGGCACAAAGGGGUAGGCAGUGAGAAAACUGAGUGUCUCAAGAAAGCAGUCUGAGCUCACCCAAGAACUGGGGACCAUGAGGUGUGUGUGGCCUUGUGCAAGGUUGGGAGCUCCCAGCUGCCAUCAGAAGUCAGGAGCUGGGUGAACCUGAGGCAUCCAGGUCACAUACAGAAAGUCCAAUAAAGACACCAGUGUGACAUCCAGCUCUGACGUGUAUACAGUUGGACCCUUGCAAGGGCAGGUAAGGCAGGAGUGAGCUUGUGGGUGGGACCACUAGUAGGAGAUGAGAGAAUGCCAUCCAGUGGCCUGGAUGCCACCACCCCACUAAAGAGCAGGCCUGGAGAAAAACAGCCUCCUGUGUGCUGCUCAGCAGGCCUUGUGGUGUGUUCUUGUGCCUUCACUCCACUUGCCCAGUUGAGGCUCAGGAGAACUGCCUGAUGCUGUCCUCAUGGUGCAGCUGGGAAUCCAAAGCUCAGACCAGGUCAUGGACUUGCUUCUCACAGACUAGUGCAGCCCUGAGUGACUAGCACUGACCUCAGGACUGGAUGUGCCCUGCAAAUGCACUAAUCAUUUUUGGAAAGAGGAAUUGCUUGUUUUGAGACAGAGUCCCACUAUUACCCAGGUUGGUCUUGAGCUCCUGGACUUGAGGUCGUCCUACCUCAGCCUCUUCAGUAGCUAGGACUAUAGGUGGGUGCUGGUGUAGCUAUGAAGAGAGCUUUUGAGGGUACAAGAAUGAAGCCUGACUUGGUCUGCCCUGUUGGACUCAGACUUGUGAGACCUACUACUGCUCUUGGUGACCUACCACCACCACCUCCAUUUGUCUGCCCACACAGGCCAAGGAGGCCCAUUGGACUGAUAUCACUGGGGUUGGGGGUGGGAGAAUGGGAGCAAGGGCCAGCCUCUGCCUAGGCAUCUGUUAUGACAAAUGCCAGAUGGUUGCUCUAGAAGUGUGUGUAGUAACCUACAGCCUAGUGCCCUUCUGAAGGCUCUAGUUGGGGACAAGGGACCCCUGUUAGAGGUGUCCCUCCUCUGUUCUCCCCAGGCAGCCUGUUCUCAGAAUAGCUUCACACCUGUUCCUAGAAAGGUGCAGUUACUAUGACCCAGGUGGUGCCAGGGUGUAGAUGUGGGGCCAGGCCAGCAGACAGACUGACCAUCACAGAACCUCAUGCUGCUUCUGAUCUCAAACCAGAGGAGGGGAUGUCUUGUGUGGCUCCCUCACCUUAGUUCACAGGUGGGAAGGCCAAGGCCAGGAUGAGAGGCCCUGUGACACACAAUGUGCCUGCUGCUGGGAGUGGGUGGCUAGGUGGGAAGCAGCUGCCUAUGAUGGGAACUCAGACAUAGGUGCCUUCCAAGUACAGCCAGUGACAGGGUGGCCAUAGGGUGUUCAUGGUCACUGUUGGGAGUGCAUUCAGGCUCUGCAGGAGAUCUUCCAAUUCCCUACUUUAAGAUGUCAGCCUGAGCUGAGUCCUACCCCCCUCUCCCAGCAAACAAAUGCCUUGAGUGCUGGACUGCAGAUCAUGGGAUCAGAUCCACUGGAUAAUGGACAGUUUAGGGAUUCCUGUUGGUGGUGCGGCCUGAGAUGGGGCAAGGUCACUGGGUUCCCUUCAUCUGCAAAGCGACAUUGGCCUCCUGCACAAAGGUGGGCCGGUGGCGGGGCAGCAGGACUUGGGUGUGGGUUGCUCAGCGCUGUGACGGUGGUGCCCUCUGGAGGCAGUUCUGGAGAAUACACUUUUCUGGGCUUAAGUCCUGAGCCAGUGGAUGGAUGGAUGGAUGGAUUCCUGGGCUCGACGCUGCGGCCCCUGCAGAGGCGUAAAAGACACUAGCGCUGGGUGUGCGGGUCAGACUUGCCGGAAAACCUCGGGGCGCUUAGCUCCGGAUGUGCCAUCCCCGCGCUAUUCUCAUUCGCUCCUCACGAGCCCCGCGGGAAGGCACUAUCCCUACUUACAAAUGAGGAAACGGCUGGGGCAUAGCUCAAGUGGUAGAGAGCUUGCCUAGCAAGCUUGAGGCCCUGAGUUCAAACUCCAGUACUGCAAAAAAAAAAAGAGGAAACAGCGAGGGGAGGUAACUCCAAAUAGCAAGACCAGGAGCGUUCCCUCACCCAGGUGCGUCCUGGCGCGCUCCCGACGUGGGCGUCUUGCUUUCCAAGUUCAUUCGGUUGCUAGGUCCUGGGGACCCACAGACCAGCAGGGCUGACAACGCCUAUGUUCCAGCAUAGAUUUAUUUAUUCCAUUCCACUUUUAGGACCCCUUUCAAAAUGCCGGUGGCAUUUGAGCUGCUGCUGAUGGCAGGGAGUGGAGGCCACUCUGCAAGGGUGCCGACUGUCCGCCCUCCCAGCCGUGGUGAAUACCUGACUCACCCUGUCAUACUUAAGCUGUCACCUGGGAAAAGGGCUGGUACCUUGUUAGGUGUACACCAUGUAUCUUAAUGGGUAACUUGAUGGGUACACUGUGAGCAGAGCACUAAAAGGUGCGGGCUUCAGGGAGACAGUAAGUGAAUAAAACUUUAGAGAUGUUUGCUCAGGAGAAAACUAGGACUGGAACCGGUGUGCUGUUGUUUGCCUUAGGAGUGUUAAUGCAUGUUCGCCAUUUUAACUUUUGUUGUUUUUUUUUUUUUUGGCAGUACUGGGGCUUG
Messenger RNA from Castor canadensis (American beaver), 4664 nucleotides. RefSeq names its product AT-rich interaction domain 5A (gene Arid5a). The record is from RefSeq and is a predicted model, not a curated record. NCBI's taxonomy places the organism in Eukaryota, Metazoa, Chordata, Mammalia, Rodentia, Castoridae. Gene Ontology annotation, cellular component: nucleus. Gene Ontology annotation, biological process: regulation of transcription by RNA polymerase II. Gene Ontology annotation, molecular function: transcription cis-regulatory region binding.